GAUUACAGGCGUGAGCCACCGCCCCUGGCCCGGACUCUCGCCCUGCUUCCAAAUGCUAGCUAACCUGUGAGCCUUUCGCCUGUCCCCUUUAUUUGCCGUCCUCAUUGGUGACUCACUUGUCUUCUCUGCGUCAACUUUCCUUUUCAUUUUCAUUUGUUUAUCCUCACCUGCUCUGCUUUUAUCUGCUAGCUUACAUGCCUGACUCGCACCUGAUGCUUCAGCCAGUACGCCCUCACCCGACCCCGACAGGUCAAAGUUUCUUGGUCCCCAGAUUCCCCUGUGCUUUCCAGAGGGUGGGGCCUCGCUGGAAGACGGGAAAGCGGAACUUCAGUCCAACCAGGAAGCACCUGGGAGUUUCUGAUUCGGAAGGGGCGGUGCCUUAUGGAGAAGCUGCCAAUAAAGAACCGAGAUGAAAGAGGGAUGGCUUAGCCAAUGAGACUAGGAGACGGGAUCGGGGGGUGAUCUGGAAAGCGCGAUCAGUGAAGCGGACGAACAGCAGGACAAGGCGGGUCUAGUGACAGGAAUGGGCCGAUGAAGCUCUGUAGGGGCGGUGGGUAGGCCGAUCGGGCCGUGUCCCCGGCAUCCAGAUCCGACGGAAUUUGGAAAUCCCGGGGCUACUCUUACGUUGAGCUUUUAGGAGCGAAGGAGAAAAGCCACCACCCUGACGAUCCCGGCUCUCGACCCACCUUCACUCAGGCGGCCUGGAAGCGGAAGUGACGAACACGGAAGUGGUCUGCUGUUACCGAGGGGACGGGCCGGGCAAAUGCCAACAUGGCAGCGGUUGGGGCUGGUGGUUCCACCGCGGCGGCCGGGCCAGGGGCGCUUUCCGCGGGUGCAUUAGAGCCGGGGAAUGCGAGUGCGGGUGAGACAGAGUUGCUUCUCACUUGGGCGGGAGCCGAGGCGCGUGGCCAGGGCUUGCCUCAGCCAUUACCUGAAACCUCGGUAAGGAUUCCAGCUCACAGGCGCCUGAAGUACAUAUCCCUAGCUGUGCUGGUGGUCCAGAAUGCCUCCCUCAUCCUCAGCAUCCGCUACGCCCGCACGUUGCCAGGGGACCGCUUCUUUGCCACCACUGCUGUGGUCAUGGCGGAAGUGCUCAAAGGUCUCACCUGCCUGCUGCUGCUCUUCGCACAGAAGAGGGGUAACGUGAAGCACCUGGUUCUCUUCCUUCAUGAAGCUGUCCUGGUGCAGUAUGUGGACACACUCAAGCUCGCAGUGCCCUCUCUCAUCUACACCUUGCAGAAUAACCUCCAGUAUGUUGCCAUCUCUAACCUACCAGCUGCCACUUUCCAGGUGACGUACCAGCUGAAGAUCCUGACCACAGCGCUGUUCUCCGUGCUCAUGCUGAACCGCAGCCUUUCCCGGCUGCAGUGGGCCUCCCUGCUGCUCCUCUUCACUGGUGUCGCCAUUGUCCAGGCACAGCAAGCCAGUGGGGGAGGCCCACGGCCACUGGAUCAGAACCCUGGGGCAGGCCUGGCAGCCGUCGUGGCCUCCUGUCUCUCCUCCGGCUUUGCAGGUGUCUACUUUGAGAAGAUCCUCAAAGGCAGCUCAGGCUCCGUGUGGCUGCGCAACCUGCAACUGGGCCUCUUUGGCACAGCACUGGGCCUAGUGGGGCUCUGGUGGGCUGAGGGUACCGCCGUGGCCACCCGCGGUUUCUUUUUUGGGUACACGCCUGCUGUCUGGGGCGUGGUGCUCAACCAGGCCUUUGGUGGGCUACUGGUGGCUGUGGUUGUCAAGUACGCUGACAACAUCCUCAAGGGCUUUGCCACCUCCCUGUCCAUUGUGCUGUCCACUGUUGCCUCCAUUCGCCUCUUUGGCUUCCACGUGGACCCAUUAUUUGCCCUUGGCGCUGGGCUCGUCAUUGGUGCCGUCUACCUCUACAGCCUUCCCCGAGGUGCAGCCAAAGCCUCUGCCUCUGCUUCCGCCUCCGGGCCCUGCGUUCACCAGCAGCCUCCCGGGCAGCCACCGCCACCGCAGCUGUCUUCCCACCAUGGAGAUCUCAUCACGGAGUCCUUUCUGCCGAAGUCAGUGCUGGUGAAGUGAGGGCUGGCAGCAAUGGGGAACACAAGGGAGGGGGACUGGGGUGGAGGGUGUUGGGCAUCUGCAGGACCCAAGUCGCCGCCCUCCGGGGCCUGGCUCCUCUGGGUUUGGGAGAUGGUCUUUUCUCCCAGGUCACUGAGACUUCUGGAGGGGUGUGGGACUAGAGCUGGGUGUCACGUGAACCCUUCCUGGUAGGCUGACCCCCUUCCCCCAGUGGGGGUUUUAGAGCUGCCUCCUCUGCCCCCUCUAACCUCUUUGGAGGCAGGGUCGGGGUUAUUAUUCAAGGCCUUUUUUUUUGUCUGCUCCCUCCCUGACCCUAUGCCCUCUUCUGGAGGUGUCUUGUCUGGGAGAGUCCCUCCCAGCAGUCCCUCCACCUCCAUAAGGACACACUGGACAGAACUCCGCAGCUCUUCAGGAAUGACCGAUGCCUACCUGUUGGGGUUCAGUUGCCCGUAGUUUGAGGCCUUCUCUCCUCCCUUACCACCGCUCUGGAUCAUGUUAGCAGUUCCGUCUUUUGUGUGGCCUUGGGCCAGCUUCCCUGACACCUUGAAGAUGGACUUCUUGUGAGUCCCCAGGGAGAAAGGGACAAGAGCUAAGAUUUUUGCAUCAGCCCUUCUGGCAGAAGGUGCGGUUGGGGCCAUUUGAUUUUUAGUGGACUUGGGAUUUGUGGUGUAAUCAUAUCAUUAAUGAUCCAGGGUGUGGGAAAAAUGGAGGUCCUUGAAGUGGCUGAAUCUCAUCGUAUUUAAGACACUGUCAGUUGCCAGAUGCAGGGUUAUUUUUGGAGACGUCUAGAGAGGAAAAAUAAAGCUGCCAAUCAUACUGUUGAUAUCUGUCUGGCUGUGUGAGGCACCCCUACCUCAUGGGGGUGUCGUGGGAUUGAUGAACUGUGGAACCUGCCUCCUGCACUCCCCAAAGCUUAUUAACCCCUUAACUGUAUUGGGGCGGGGUGUGUGUGUGCAUGGAAGAUGCCUGGGCUGUCUUUGCUAUGUGUAAAUAGAGCCAUUGGAUCUUUAUUUUUGAUUAAUUUGUUCUGAUUUUUUGGUUUGUUUUUUAAGGAACUGUAAUGAACAAAUGUCAGGAUAUCCAAUGCCAAAUAAAGAUGUUGUAUUUAUUUA
Molecule: messenger RNA, 3152 nt
Organism: Chlorocebus sabaeus (green monkey)
Lineage: Eukaryota; Metazoa; Chordata; Mammalia; Primates; Cercopithecidae
Gene: SLC35A2
Product: solute carrier family 35 member A2
Biological process (GO): pyrimidine nucleotide-sugar transmembrane transport
Cellular component (GO): Golgi membrane
Molecular function (GO): pyrimidine nucleotide-sugar transmembrane transporter activity
Source: RefSeq, a predicted model, not a curated record